Messenger RNA from Leptonychotes weddellii (Weddell seal), 1740 nucleotides. The record is from RefSeq and is a predicted model, not a curated record. Lineage: Eukaryota; Metazoa; Chordata; Mammalia; Carnivora; Phocidae.
UGCUUUGCUUGUUCACUGACAGAUGUGAGAGCAGAGGGCCGUGUUCAGACGGAACGCCAAGCGUCCGGCAUGCCAGGAAGCGGCGGGAAAAGGCCAUUGGCGAAGGCCGUGUGGUGUAUGUUCGAAAUCUCUCCAGUGACAUGAGCUCCCGAGAGCUGAAGCGACGCUUCGAAGUGUUUGGUGAGAUUGUGGAGUGCCAGGUGCUGACGAGAAGCAGGAGAGGCGAGAAGUAUGGCUUCAUCACCUACCGGUGUUCGGAGCACGCUGCCCUGUCUCUGAGGAAUGGCGCUGCCCUGCGGAAACGCAACGAACCCUCCUUCCAGCUGAGCUAUGGAGGACUCCAGCACCUCUGCUGGCCCAGACACACUGACUAUGAUUCCAAUUCAGAAGAGGCCCUUCCUGCGUCAGUGAAAAACAAGUACGAAGCCAUGGAUUUUGACAGCUUACUGAAGGAGGCCCAGCAGAGCCUGCAUUGAUAACAGCCUUAACCUUCGAGGAAUACCUCAAUACCUCAGACAAGGCCCUUCCAAUAUGUUUACGUUUUCAAAGAAAUUAAGUAUACGAGAAGGCGAGAGCGCGAGCGCGUGAGAGAACACACGUGAGAGAGAGAGAGAGAGAGAGAGAGACUUGAAACUGCUGUCCUUUUAAAAAAAAUAAUCAGUUUACAUUGAACAAAGCUGCUUCUGUCUGUGAGUUUCCAUGGUGUUGAUGCCCCCGUAGCGUCCUCGCUUCCAGCGGGCGGCCCUGGGCGCGCCUCCCGGUGCUGGGCCAGCCCCCGUCCCCUCGCUCCCUGACCGGCUCCCCUCGUAGACGUGCAGCCGUGUGCACCAUAACAGUUCUCGUCCGUAGUAUGUGAUGAUGAAAUUGUUACUCGUGAAUAGAAUCAGGAUUAUACACUCGUUUUUAAUUGAAGAAAAAAAAAGUAUAUCCUUCAAAUAACGUAUUUAUGGCUCAGACGUACUGUGCCUGGGAUUAUUGUAUCGCUUCCUUGAUUUUUUAACUAUGCACCGUCGUGAGGUGUUUGCCUCUGAGCUGCCGUGCUCCCUGGGCCAGGUCGCCCUAGAGGUGCUGGGUGGCUGGCGGGUUGGUCCCCAGGGGAGCGCGGGCUGCAGCCACAAGUCGGAGCAGUGGAGAAAGGCUUCUGGGACUCGCCUGCCAAGCUCUGCCCUGUCUCUCACUGAGCACGUAUGGGUCCAGUUCCAGUUGGAACCCUCAUCUGGUGCCAGCCGGUGCUCGGAGCUUGGGCCUGGCCUGGAGUGCUCGGAUCCUGGCAGAGCCUGUAAGGAAGGUGGGGCGAGCCACCUGAUUCUUGCUUUCCCAGGCGAGGUGGGCAGUGCCCCAAGAGGGGAUGUGACUUGCCCAAGGUCCCAUGGCCAGUGACGGGGCGGAGCGGUGACUCAGCCCAGGCCUCCUGAUUCCUGGUCCCAUGCUCUUGCAAUAGCUGGGGUAAAGAUGCGCAGUUCCAGGGGCCGGUAGAGGUGAGGCCAGCUACGUUGGGCCACAGGCUAGAGGCCUCUGGGCUUACUUGGAGGGUUAAGUCGAAAGCUGGCUCGCCAGCAUUAGGCAAGUUUAGGCUUGGGCAUGCGUCUUGAUCCAGAGGGUUCUGUGGUUUGCCUGUACAUGUGGACAUGCCAUCAGAACCUCAGUGACAUACCUGGAGUGGCACAGGCAGGUGAUCUGGGAGCAGUCAUCCUUCCAGGGCCAGCCACCGACCCAUUCUCCUCCUACCAGCUUGUCUUG